AUGCUGCCAAGAGACUCAAUCUACUGCGAGGCCCUCUUCUCGCCACAGGACAUCUACUAUGAGGGGUCCGAGGACGAGGACUAUGACGAUGCGGAGGCGCGGAGGCAGAGAUACGAGGCUGCCGGACAGCAGUUUCUUGCUGGCAGGGUUCCGAUGCUGCUGUCGGCAACCUUGAAAGGCCCCUUCGAAGAGGACUCCGGCUGGGUGAACCCGUGGCGGUCAAAGAAUCGGACUGCUCAUUUGCAACAUCAGCCUGAAUCUCAAUCCGCAGUCUCGCAAUAUGGCCUCAGGCGAGCCACCCCGUCUGCUUCUGCUUCUCCUGCUGCCCGGAGGCAGGCGAUAGAGAUCCUGAAAAAUGCCGAGUGUGCUCUUCCUAGUCCGGAGAGCCUUAAACAGGCACCCUUCACUGAAGCACGUUCGUGUCCCCAAGGCAAAGUCUCUAGUUGGAGAGACGAGGAUAUAUCUCUUUCAUCGAGCAAAGAUGGCUAUGAGUCUUGGGCAGCAAGUUCACCGUCUUCAAGGAAGCUAGGCAAGAGGAAAUCAAAGUCAUCAAUUGUGAUGGAUAGCACAGGGAAACGUCGGAGAGUGGAAUCGUCAGAACGCGAAAUCGAAACUCCCACCUCUGGAAGACGGCGGACUAGAGCAACGAAUGUCGGCGAGCAACACACAAAAGCUUUUCUGCACACUUCGUCGAUAUAUUCGCAUAUUCGGGAGCUUACCUCGAAACUUCCAAGACAGCAACUAUCAAGUGAAGAUGGAGAUUCGCUUGACUCCGACGAUGAUGAAGCUCUUAUUUCUCCUUCAUCAGCUGAUUCACCUUCCACGAAUGUACUAAAUCCAUCCUCGUCCUUAGCGUCUCCAUUUGCUCAGCCGAGCUUGUUAAGAGCACUAUCUCCCGUUUCUCUCUCCUCGGCGCAAACUCCAACGAAACAGAGGGUUCCAGCAACCCAAUCCCCCAGCCGCCCAAGGUCUUCAAGUGGCGUAUCUUUAUCUGACCUCUCGGAUCUAGAAAUGCUAGGCACAGGGGAUGAUAUUGAUGAUGUUAAUGCUCACGGCAACACCCUAGCAACAGAAUCCCACUCACGAGAGGAGGAGCUUCCAUUCUCCGAGCCCCCUGAGGUUAUCGAGGGUGACAAUGCCAGUAAUACUGAUUCAGUUCCGCACGCAGCUCCCCCAACUAGCUCCGACCAUGAGGGACCUACAUCGUCUUCAGAUGAUGCAAGCACAACUCAUAAUGCUCAGAGUGGUUUUAUGGAUGGUCUGGAAGCAAGCUACGAAAUCCCCAAUGGGUUUAUCACUCCCUUCCGUGCUACACCACCUACACGAAUGGUGCAUCCAAUAAUAUACGAUGAUGCUGAAGGAUCUAAUGACUCGUCUCCCGACUCCAGUAUCACAGCUCUAUCAAACGCACAGCAGCUCAUUGCUAGUCAGAGUGAAGCAGCCAAUCUUGCGAGAGACGCAUCCGGCAAUGACAAUCUCACAAAGACAAAUAGCCCCCCUAAAUCAUCUGCUCUACAGUCUUUGAGCCCUCGAAAUGGUAGAAUCAACUCGCGACUUGCUCCCAACAAGAUUGCUCAACCUUAUAAUUCGUCACCAGUCAAGUCAUCAGCAGCUGUAGACAAGGCUCUAUACUUGCAAGAGGAGGAUAGCCAGCAAUCCAAGGAGAAUGUCGAGUCAAUGGAGACAAAGGAGAAUCCACUGCCACAGACUAUGAAGACCAAUCUCCCGAUAUCACGGCCCAAUCUGAGUGAGAUUGCUACCGAUUAUACUUGCAAAGCUGAUUGCUCUAAAGCGGACAAAGCUCAGGAGGAGCUUAUGGCUCGCGAUGCUGUAGCCCCGUCAACUACCUCCCUUGUCAGCCAUCUGCCGAUUGAAGCCGCCUCACCUACAGAGAUGAACACAGCCCAGAGCAAUGUGAUACUCAACACACAGGACUCAGAAGAGCCAAGUCUUGCCCAAGAGGAGGUCUCCGCUAAUUCACAGCCGGCACUUCCCAUGGAAGAGAAUGCAGGUCUAGACAUACCUGAGACUCCCACAACCAGAGACAUGUCAGAAAAGGCAACCAACACGGAGUUAACCGCCGUCUUGGCGGAUGAUCAUACCCAGACACGUCAACAGGAGCAGGAGAAUCAAAUCCUCACACCUACCGAGGCCAGCGAAAGUCUUGUCAUACCACCACAAAGCAUCGAUACACAGCAGCCGUCUAGUGAAGAUUUGCCUCCACCCACCGAACCAGUGUCAAAGAGACAAUCCACGCCAGAGCCGCAGUUUGCCUUUACGUCCUUUUCGUCUUUCAUGUCACCUUCUCCCAGUCACCGCCGCCAGAUACGCUAUUCAUCUGAUAAGACUUACAACGGUGUCGCCUCUACAUCACAUGGUAUCCUCGUAUCCUCCAAGAACAGGGCGUGGAGAGGCACAACGCCAAAGAAGCGAGUUUCCUGGGCUCCCUUACCGCAUGAAGAGACAGACGGCUCUGGCGACAAGGUUUCGUCAGAGACGGACACGUCAUCAUCGUUGUCACGAGGCAGAGACCGAGCAGUUUCACCACCUCCACCGCCCUCUACAAGCCUCGCUUCUGAUUCGCUCACCAACAGAGACAUGAAAUUCGGUGAUCACUUUGCUGCUGUAGCUGAUCGUUCAAAGGGCACACAACCGCAGAGCGUACCAACCGCAUCAGGGCAUGGAUCCUGCAGCCUUAGCCAGCAAGCCCCUGUUACUGCAGUACAAACCGCCAGCCCGACUGGAAUCACAAGCCCCCCUAGAGUGAACCCUCAGAGAGAGGAGAAGGGGGCUGCCAAGGUGGCCAGCAGCGGAUGGGACGACGACAACGAACCCACGGACAUUGUGCAGGACAUAUUCAACGAGAUGGACGACUUUUUGCAGGUCUGGGAUGUCGACGCUGAGCUUGACGAGGCCCGGAAAGCCGAAAAGGCGCAGGCUGCUGCCAGCAAGAAGAAGGUUGAAACUCUUUCCGAGUUCGACAUGGAUAUGGGCAUGGGCAUGGACAUGGACAUGACUGCACUCUUUUGA
This is a messenger RNA of Trichoderma virens Gv29-8, 3030 nucleotides long. RefSeq lists its product as uncharacterized. Bases 1 to 3030 code for a protein of 1009 amino acids. NCBI's taxonomy places the organism in Eukaryota, Fungi, Ascomycota, Sordariomycetes, Hypocreales, Hypocreaceae. The record is from RefSeq and is a predicted model, not a curated record. The transcript has a single exon.